AUGCAUUCAUGCUCUCGCGUAACUUCAAGUACUGGAAAGAAAAGGAAAGUUACACCAAGAUGUGUUGCAGCUAUAGUGCACAAGGAUUAUCCGGGACUAUAUGAGACACCAACAGCGAAAAUCCUGCUCGGUCUGGUGCAAAGGAAACUGGGUGUGGAAGUGUCGUAUACGACAUGUUUGAGAGGAAAAAAACUAGCUGUUGCUGAUAUUCGUGGUGAUCCGGAGAAGGGAUAUAAAAUAUUGCCUGCUUAUUUGUAUAUGUUAGAGAAGGCGAACCCGGAUACAAAAACAAGUUUGGUAGUGGAUAAAAACAACCGGUUCAGAUACCUAUUUGUUGCGUUGGGAGCCUCCAUUGAAGGGUUUGAAUACAUGAGGAAAGUCAUCACUAUGGAUGCAACUUUCCUGAAGACUGUUGAAGGUGGUUGUUUAAUUAUUGCCACGACUCAGGAUCCAAACCUUCACCAUUAUCCAAUAGCUUUUGCUGUGGUUGAUGGGGAGAAAAACGAAAGCUGGAAGUGGUUUUUCACGACGCUGAAAACUAUUAUACCGGAUUCGACAGAAUUGGUGUUUGUUUCAGACAGAAAUCCAAGUCUGAUAAAAGUUGUUGGUGAAGUGUAUCCGAUGUCUAAACAUGGAUAUUGUAUCUGGCAUCUAUCGCACAAUGUGAAAGCUCAUGUCAAUCAAGGCAGGGACGAGGUUGCACUACAAUUCCGAAAAGUUGCAUGUCUUUAUUCAGAGCAUGAGUUUAAAAAGCAGUAUGACGAUUUUAGGGAGAGGUAUCCAUCGUGUGCUAGGUAUCUUGAUAAAAGUGUCGAAGUCAAACGGUGGGCGAAGUGUAAUUUCCCCGGUGCUAGGUACAACAUAGACACCUCUAAUUGUACGGAGUCUUUGAAUGCGCUAUUUGAAAAGGCGCGAAGGAUGUCUUUAUUGCCUAUGUUUGAUACAGUUAUUGAUAAAAUGUCUGAGUGGUUCAACAGACAUAGGAAGAAUGCAGCAGAAGGACCGUCAUCUCGAAAAUUGGUUUCUUUGGUGGAGAACAAAUUGCAUAAGAGAACACCGAAAGGUUCAAAACUUUCAGUGACUCCGCUGAACACUUUUCAGCUUAAAUACAUUGUUAUUGGAGAAGACGGGAAGACUUAUUCUGUGGAUUUGCAACAGAAAACGUGCAGUUGCAGGAAGUUUGAUAUAGAUAAAUACCCAUGUAGACAUGCAAUAAGAGCUAUCAUUAAGUGUUUGCAGCAUGAUAAACCAUUACAGUUGAGUGACAUGUACGAUUUCAUCUCGAAUUAUUACUUCAUUACAACAUGGGCGAAAGCGUACCGAAGGACUAUAUAUCCAGUCCCUCAUAUAACUCAUUGGCUGGUUCCAAAAGAAGUCGCGGCGGCGAAGUGUCCUCUACCUCCAGACUACAAGAAAAAAAAAGGAAGACAUCAGGAAAAAAGGCAUCCUUCGGCGGGAGAAAGUCGGCCCCGUCCCCGUCCUAAUAAGUAUAUCCCGAAUAGGGGUCUGGCUAGCUAUUUCAAAUGCUCGCAGGGUCCUGAAUGA
Molecule: messenger RNA, 1545 nt
Organism: Raphanus sativus (radish)
Lineage: Eukaryota; Viridiplantae; Streptophyta; Magnoliopsida; Brassicales; Brassicaceae
Exons: 1
Coding region: 1-1545 (514 amino acids)
Molecular function (GO): zinc ion binding
Source: RefSeq, a predicted model, not a curated record